Parasteatoda tepidariorum (common house spider) is the source of this 1054-nucleotide messenger RNA. RefSeq names its product E3 ubiquitin-protein ligase MYCBP2. The record is from RefSeq and is a predicted model, not a curated record. Gene Ontology annotation, cellular component: plasma membrane; nucleus. Gene Ontology annotation, biological process: axon guidance; regulation of synaptic assembly at neuromuscular junction. Gene Ontology annotation, molecular function: zinc ion binding; ubiquitin protein ligase activity. Lineage: Eukaryota; Metazoa; Arthropoda; Arachnida; Araneae; Theridiidae.
UUUAUUAUCUAUAACGAACAAAAUUUUUUCAGGAGCAUGCCAGCAAUUCGUGUUCAAAAAUGCUUUCUUGUGGUCACAUGUGUGGAGGAAUCAGCAAUGAGAUUUCCUGUCUUCCAUGCCUGCAUCGAUGUGGAGAUGUCUCCAGUCUAAAACAAGAUGCCGAUGACAUGUGCAUGAUUUGCUUCACAGAAGCACUGGCCAAUGCUCCUGCUAUACAACUGACCUGUGGUCAUGUAUUUCAUCUUCACUGUUGCCGAGCAGUGCUGAUCAAGAAAUGGUCUGGUCCACGUAUCACAUUUCGCUUUUCCUUGUGUCCUAUUUGUCAGGUACCAAUGGAUCACAAUGUUUUGAAGGACUUACUAGAUCCGGCAAGGAGCCUCUUUGAUGAUGUCAAGAGAAAAGCACUCAUGAGAUUAGAAUAUGAAGGUCUCCAUAAAGCAGAAGCUAUCACAACACCUGGUGCUAGAUUCUAUAAUGAUCCUGCAAGUUUCGCUAUGGACAGAUAUGCUUACUAUGUCUGCUUCAAGUGCAAGAAGGCAUACUAUGGUGGAGAAGCCAGAUGUGAUGCCGAAGCGGGUGCCGGGGAUGAUUAUGAUCCAACAGAGCUUGUCUGCGGAGGUUGUUCUGAUGUCUCAAGAGCACAGAUGUGUCCCAAGCAUGGUACUGACUUCCUGGAAUAUAAGUGUCGAUACUGUUGUUCCGUUGCUGUAUUCUUUUGUUUUGGCACUACUCACUUUUGCAAUGCUUGCCAUGAUGAUUUCCAACGAGUGACAAAUAUUCCUAAAACAGAACUUCCACAUUGUCCUGCAGGCCCUAAAGCUAAACAGCUUGAAGGUGAAGAAUGUCCUCUUCAUGUCAAGCAUCCACCCACAGGUGAAGAGUUUGCUCUCGGAUGCGGAGUCUGCCGCAAUGCUCACACAUUUUGAAAGAGAUACUGGACGUGUAUAAUAUGCUUUUCAAGUGCCACAUUUUCCGGAUGUACAUUACAAAUUUUGUAUAUAAUCUGUAAAUUAUGAUCCUUAUAAGCUCAUAAUAAAUUAUUACGUAAUAUCAA